UGUAAUAUGCCUGAAGCUCCUCCACCAUGUCUGAGCCAGAGGCAAGACUUCGGAGAGGCUGAAGUUCAAAGACACUGCUGAGAGAUUGGCUCAGUUUCACCCUGCCAUCUGCAGUCGGCCUGUUUCGGUGGCAGAAGAGGCCACAUGUGCUUUCUGUAGGCCCCCUGGGCAGAAGCAUGCAGUGGUGUCUUCUCCUGAUCUGGGCCCAGGGGCUGAGGCAGGCUCCCCUCCUUGCCUCAGGAGCUGUGACAGGCAGAAUAGUAACUGUGGGGAACAUUUCUGCAGAGGAAGGUGGCUCUGUCAACUUACAAUGUCACCUCUCCUUCACCACUGCCGCAGUGACUCAGGUCAACUGGGAGCAGCAGGACAAACUUUUGGCCAUUCAUCAUGCUAAGAUGGGGUGGCACACCUCCCCAGCCUUCAGGGAGCGAGUGGUCCCCGGCUCUGACCUGAGCCUCACCCUCCAUUCGCUGACUGCGAACGACACAGGGGAGUACUUCUGCAUCUAUUACACCUUCCCCGAUGGGAUGUACAAAGGGAGACUCUUCCUGAAGGUCCUGCUAAACUCAGAGGCUGAGCACAGCUCUAGGUUCCUGACCCCACUACUCGGAGCCACAGCGCUAGUCAUUAUCUGCAUAGCGGUCAUCGCGGCGAUUGCAUUGGCCAGAAAGAAGAAAUUUCUCAGAACCCAUUCUGUAGAAAGUGACCUCAGGAGACCGGCAUCUGCACAGGAGGAGUGGGGCCCCAGUAUGCUGUCACCCCAUGGAAGCUGUGUCCAGGUGGAAGUUGUGCCUGCAGGUCUUUACAGAGAGCAGAGGGGAGAUGACUAUGCUGAGCAGCAUGACUACUUCAACGUCCUGAGUUAUAGAAGCCUCGGGAGCCUCAGCUUCCCAGCAGAGAUGGAUUAGCUACCAGAGGCAUCUUCUGGGAGACGCAGACUGUCUUUGCUAUUACAAAUGGAUGUAUAAGCAUCUUCACUGUCCAUCGGUGCUCUGUGUGUGUGUAUGUGUGUGUGUGUGUGUGUGUGUGUGUGUGUGUGUUCAGUUGAGUGAAUGAAUGUCAUCCUCUUCUCUGUCUGCGUUUCCUGUACCCUUUCCUUCCAUUCCAUUAUGGUAGACCUGGGGUGAGC
Messenger RNA from Pteropus alecto (black flying fox), 1129 nucleotides. It is a transcript of the gene TIGIT, whose product is annotated as T cell immunoreceptor with Ig and ITIM domains. Gene Ontology annotation, cellular component: cell surface. NCBI's taxonomy places the organism in Eukaryota, Metazoa, Chordata, Mammalia, Chiroptera, Pteropodidae. The transcript has 5 exons. The coding region runs from base 177 to 908 and encodes 243 amino acids. Gene Ontology annotation, molecular function: signaling receptor binding. Gene Ontology annotation, biological process: negative regulation of T cell activation; positive regulation of interleukin-10 production; negative regulation of interleukin-12 production. The record is from RefSeq and is a predicted model, not a curated record.